AUGCUUUCGACGCUGCGGCGCAUUCCUACGCGACCAGUACUGGCAGCAACUGCCAGAAGUUUUGCGGCCGCCAAGGAUAUUCGCCAUGGGAGCGAAGCACGGGCUUUGAUGCUCGAAGGUUGCAACCGCUUGGCCGAUGCCGUCGCCGUGACCAUGGGACCAAAAGGCAGAAACGUGGUGAUCGAGCAAUCUUUUGGUGCGCCGAAGGUCACGAAAGACGGUGUCACGGUAGCCAAGUCGAUUGACUUGAAGUCCAGUCCAAUGAUCAAUGUGGGUGCACAGCUUGUGAAGACCGUUGCUAGCAAGACGAACGACGUAGCUGGUGAUGGCACGACCACUGCAACCGUUCUGGCACGCGCCAUCUUCAGAGAAGGUUGCAAGGCGGUAGCAGCUGGAAUGAAUCCGAUGGACAUCAAACGUGGCAUGGACCAUGCAGCGAAAAUUGUCUUAGAGGAUCUCUCAAGCCAAGCGACCAUGAUCGAGACUCCGGACAAAAUCAAAAGCGUCGCGACAAUUGCAGCCAACGGCGACGAGCACAUCGGCAAGAUGAUCACGGAAGCUUUUGAGAAGGUUGGCAAGGAUGGGACCAUCACCGUGUCUGAUGGCAAAACCAUGGAUCACGAGCUCGAGGUGGUGGAAGGCAUGCAGCUGGACCGCGGGUACAUCUCCCCGUACUUCAUCACAAAUGUGAAGGCGCAAAAAGUGGAGUUGGAGAAUCCUCUGGUGCUCAUCUUCGACAAGAAGAUUUCGUCGGUCCAGGCCAUCCUGCCUCUUCUGGAGCAGGUAGCAAAGGUACAGAAACCGCUUCUGAUCAUCGCAGAGGAUGUGGACGGUGAGGCCCUGUCGAUGCUUAUCGUGAACAAGUUGCGGGGUGGCCUCAAGGUGGCAGCAGUGAAAGCACCUGGCUUUGGUGACAACCGCAAAGCGAUCCUUCAGGAUCUCUGCGUGCUAACGGGUGCCGAGCUCAUCACAGAGGAGCUCGGUGGAAAGCUAGAGGAAGCUCAGCUCUCUCAGCUGGGCACUGCAAAGACCAUCACGAUUGACAAGGACAGCACCGUCCUGCUGGAUGGUGCAGGGGAGAAAGCGAAGAUCGAGGAGAGGUGCGAAGCUAUCCGUGACAGCAUCGACGCAUCCGUGUCCGAGUACGAAAAGGACAAGAUGAAGGAGCGCUUGGCGAAACUGGGUGGAGGUGUCGCAGUCAUCAAGGUUGGUGGUUCCAGCGAGGUCGAGGUGAACGAAACCAAGGAUCGCUUGAACGAUGCCCUGAAUGCCACGAAGGCUGCCCUCGAGGGCGGCAUUGUGCCUGGUGGAGGCACUGCCCUUCUCUACGCCACCAUGAAGCUGGAGGGUGUCAAGCUGGACAGCCUAGACCAGCAAGUGGGAGUGGACGCCAUCAAGGCGGCCCUGAAGCAGCCAUGCAUACAGAUCGCUCAGAAUGCUGGAGAGGAGGGUGCAGUAGUUGUGCAGACGCUCUCCAAGGAGAAGAACUUGUCCAAGGGCUUCAACGCUCAGACUGGGCAGUUUGUUGAUAUGAUCGAGGCGGGCAUCAUUGAUCCCACCAAAGUUGUCCGCACAGCUCUCGCUGACGCAGUGUCAGUCGCGUCGUUGAUGACCACAACGGAGGCCAUCAUUGCGGAAGAGGUGGAAGAAAAGGCCGCCGGGGAGCGCCCGCUGUCUCCAUACCAGCAGGCCGGGAUGAGACAAGAUGGCAUCGGCGGCUUCUGA
This is a messenger RNA of Symbiodinium sp. CCMP2456, 1725 nucleotides long. The record is from the annotation of a GenBank genome assembly. NCBI's taxonomy places the organism in Eukaryota, Dinophyceae, Suessiales, Symbiodiniaceae.